Molecule: messenger RNA, 2380 nt
Organism: Balaenoptera acutorostrata (minke whale)
Lineage: Eukaryota; Metazoa; Chordata; Mammalia; Artiodactyla; Balaenopteridae
Gene: INHBC
Product: inhibin subunit beta C
Exons: 2
Coding region: 92-1150 (352 amino acids)
Biological process (GO): BMP signaling pathway; SMAD protein signal transduction
Cellular component (GO): extracellular region
Molecular function (GO): growth factor activity; hormone activity; cytokine activity
Source: RefSeq, a predicted model, not a curated record
AGGGAGCUGAGACCACAGCUGUGGAGACCCUGAACCCCAGGGUUUGCGGCUCUAUCUCAACUGUGUUGCUCAAGGAAGGCCUUCCCCAGCAAUGACCUCCUCAUUGCUCCUGGCCUUCCUGUUCCUGGCUCCAGACGCAGUGGCCACUCCCAGAGCUGACAGUCAGUGUCUGGCAUGUGGGGGGCCCGCCUUGGACCUGGAGAGCCAGCGGGAGCUGCUUCUUAACCUGGCCAAGAGAAGCAUCUUGGACAAGCUGCACCUCAGCCAGCGCCCAACACUGAGCCGGCCUGUGUCCCGAGCUGCUCUGAGGACUGCGCUGCAGCGCCUCCAUGGGUCCCCACAGGGGGCUCUUCCAGAAGCAGACAGGGGACAGGAGUAUGAGAUCAUCAGCUUUGCUGAGACAGGCCUCUCCAACAUUGACCAGACUCGUCUUGAUUUCCACUUCUCCUCUGAUAGAACUGUUGGCGGCCUGGAGGUCCAGCAGGCCAGCCUCAUGUUCUUUGUGCAGCUCCCUCCCAAUACCACGUGGACUUUGAAGGUGAGGGUCCUCGUGCUCAGCCCACAUGCCACCAACCUCACCUUCGCCACUCAGCACCUGCUGGAGGUGGAUGACAGUGGUUGGCACCAGCUCCUCCUGGGGCCUGAAGCUCAGGCUGCCUGCAGCCAGGGGCACCUGAUCCUGGAGCUGGUCCCUGAAGGCCAGGUAGCCUGGAGCCCAGUCAUCCUGGGUGGGGCUGCCCAUAGGCCUUUUGUGACAGCCCGUGUAAGAGUUGGGGGCAAGCACCGCGUUCGCCGGCAAGGCAUCGACUGCCAGGGUAGGUCCAGGAUGUGCUGUCGACAAGAGUUCUUUGUGGACUUCCGUGAGAUUGGCUGGCACGACUGGAUCAUCCAGCCUGAGGGCUACGCAAUGAACUUCUGCACAGGGCAGUGCCCCCUGCACGUGGCAGGCAUGCCUGGCAUUGCCGCCUCCUUUCAUACCGCGGUGCUCAAUCUUCUCAAGGCCAACACCGCUGCGGGCACUGCCGGAGGGGGGUCAUGCUGCGUGCCCACUGCCCGGCGCCCUCUGUCUCUGCUCUACUAUGACAGGAACAGCAACAUUGUCAAGACUGACAUACCUGACAUGGUGGUAGAGGCGUGUGGGUGCAGUUAGUCUGUGUGUGUUACAGGCAGCCCGACGUGGGGUAGGCAAACAUGCCCUGACGGAGGCGCUCUUCCUUGAGAGGAGGGGGUGGCCCCGUUACUGCCUCUGUCCAGAAGAUGGACUCCCUCUUCCUGAGCAACUUAUGAGAAUUAUCCCAACUUUGACGUGAGGAGAUCUUCAUCAAAGGAGAAUCACUGUCAUCUAAGGAGAGUCACUGUACCAUCUUCAUAACGACUGGCCCCUCUCCUAGAGCAUAGUCCCUCCAGCGAGCUCACAUGCUCACCCGCCACCCUAGGGACUCUCAUCCACCUCCAACCAUGAGCAGUGCCAUCUGGUUCCCAGACAGAUACCCAUAGCCCAACUUUAAUCCAGCCCACAAUCCACUAUGCCUCCCUGCCCUUUCUACUCAAUGUCCCCCACUCCAGGAUGAGUUGACCCAGCCCCUUCCCCUGCUUUUCUGGAUCUCCAGGGAGUCCCUUCCUUAGAUUCACCAAACAUUCAAUCCUCUCCAUGUCUUGAGCCCUUUUCCUCUUACUUGCCCAAUGGGCUGCUAAAGGCUCUCUUGGCACACUCUCAUCCACUCUUCGUCCUUCUCCGUCCUGCUCUGUACCCUUGGGGUCUGACUCACCUGAGUUCCUUUGGCCUCUGGCUUCCUGCUGAGUUUGACCAAGAGGAGACAGAGGCAGGAGAUCAAAGGAUAGGAGAAGACAGAGGUCAGGGUGUUUCUUAUUCCUCCUCCUUCUGCCUAGGUUCCAUGGUUCUGUGUGACUGUGGCUGCAUCCAUGUCCCUACAGCUCCUGUCUAGCUCCCCACCGCCUCCAUGGCUCCAGCUCUGCCUAAGUUCUGAUAUCACCGCUUCCAUGCUAUGGGCUUGUAAUGGCUUUCCAUUCUUGCCGGUCCCUGGGUGCUUCAAUAUCCCUCCUUGGUUCCCUUAACCCUGCCCAUACCUCUGUAAAGAAGUCCUUCAUUAAGUCUUCUUAGUGAUGCAAACACAGACAGGUGAGUGGGUCUUUUAUGUCAUGCCAGGACCCUGACUGACACCCCAGAUGACACAGAGCCUGCCUGCCCCGUCCACUUUUCUCUCCUCCCAGUCUCCUUAGGGCUGAACUAUUAUGUCCAUCCCACACAUCAUGACUCUUCCUUCGCCAGGCUGCUUCCUCUUCUUUCUUAGGCCCCCUCCUCCCUCCCAGAACCAUCUUUGCUUGUCUUAUGGCUAAUAAAGACCUGGGUUUUACCUGC